AAAAGUGAAAAGUUGUUCGGUUCAAUGUUUUUGUAUUAAAUAUAUUGAUUUUCACGGUAAAAAUGACUGGACCAGAGGAAUAUAAAUGUGUAAAUUGCGGUGAAGUAGCGGCGGCAUUGUACAGGACGUACGGACCAUCAGUACUGAAGCUCACAAAAUGUGAGAAAUGCAAGGGUAUAGUGGAUAAAUACAUAGAAUAUGAUCCAGUCAUAGUGAUGAUUGAUCUUGUUUUAAUGUCCAAGGAAGCUCAAAGGCAUACACUCUAUAAUACCGAAUUUAAGGCAUUCUGGAAACUAGCCAUUGUACUGGUGAUGGUAGAAGCAUAUGGAGUGUGGAGGAGUGACAGUUUAUUUAAUAUCGGAGUCAAUUCUAUUUGUGGCAUUGAAAAUAAUUCUACUAAUUUAACUAUACCAAUCAACAUAUCACAAUCAGUCCCAGAGUCUUGGAAAAUAAACUGCUGGGCAUGGGUCCCAGUGGAGAAGGGGGAUGAGGACAAUGACCUGUUUAUAUGGGAAAAAGACUUCUACAUGCAGUUCACAUCUACACUUUGUGGUAUAAUUAUAUUUAUAGCAACAGUUCAUCUGUUGAUGACAAUGGCAACACCAUUUUCAACACAAAAUAAAGUGCCCAUAAUGCGGAUUUUAAAAGCCUUCACAUUAGCAGACGUGAGCAUAUUGUUCACAUUGCCGAUGUUGGUGUGGGGCUCCGACACUUCUGCUGACACAAGAACCUUCCAUUUUGUACUAGUCUAUGCAUACAGCUUCGUAGUAUUUCUAAAUGUAUUUAGUGUAAUAUACAAGUGCCCGAUAGUAAUAACGAUAUUAAUUCUAAUAAUAAGUAAUAUCACAAAAUGUAUAACAAGUUUCCAUGCGACGGUCUUCUUGAAAAGAAUAUUCGGAUAUUGAGAGAAAAGAACAAACUGGUCAUUCGAGAGAUUGUGAGUCUGAAAUUCAAAAUUCCAUCCUAUUGAAGGCUACCGUUUUAUUCUUACUAGGUGGCGCUGUGAAUGAUAAUCAUGUGUGUCCAAUAGAAAACUAGCUGGUGUCAAACAAUUGGACGUUAAAUGUUUGACAGUUUCUAUGGUUGGACAAAAAUACUUAAGGAUGUUAGCGCCAUCUGUUGAGCAAAGAAACGGUAACCCUCGUUGAAUGAAAAUAAAAUUAAUAAGAAUAAAAUAAUAAACAACUCCACAGUAUCACAGAGUAUUUAUUUCAAAAAUAUAACCUUAAUAUAUUUUGCUAUUUAUGGGUUUACUUAGCUAAAUAUAUUAUAAGAUAUAGUAAUAUACAUGUAGUUUACAUAUGUUACACUUACAUAGCAGUACACAUAAGCACAUAUUACUAUUGAAGCAAUUUUUAUAAAGUUUAAUAUGUUUAGGCAAGUGAUAUAGAAUAAUUAAUAGAAUUUGCAUUUUAAUUGUAGAUAAUAAUGUUCCUGGAUCGCAUUUUACAAUCUUUGUCACAAAAAAUGUUAUUUAAUUUAUAACAUACCUAUUUCGUCAUGUUUAUUCAAAUAAUUUUAAAAUAUCUGACAAUAAAGUAAUUAAAUAUUGAUAAAAAUUCGAAACAAAAGUGUGAUACUAUGAUCGUCAUGCUCCGACUGGUAAAAAAAUAUAUCGGGAAUGUAUUUAAUUUUAUAUAUAUUAUAAUAGUAUUACUGCUUCUUUCCAUUUUGAGAGAAUAUUUUAAUGACUAACUCUAAAUGCAAUACUAAAUUCAUGCUGCUAAACUAAGCGAAGAAGCUGUGCUACUAGCUGCUUCUAACACAAUCAUACGAAACUAUAUUAGGUACUAUAACUAACCACUAAUAUUAUGUAGAAUGAAAAAACAGAAAAAUUAUAUCCAAUAUGUUGGAGUAAAUUAAAACUUUAUUAACUAUUAAAUUACUUAAAUUGUCUCGUAGCGACAUCGGCAAAUAUAACUUUUCUACUGGAAUUUAAUUUCAAAAUAAAUGAAUCAUGUUGAGAGAAAAAGUUGGUGAAUAAGUAUGCAUAAUUAUGUAACUUUAACAAAAACAUUUCAGUUGCAUUUCAGUUUCUUUAAAAAUUAAAUUUGUGCCA
Molecule: messenger RNA, 2059 nt
Organism: Spodoptera litura
Lineage: Eukaryota; Metazoa; Arthropoda; Insecta; Lepidoptera; Noctuidae
Gene: Arv1
Product: ACAT-related protein required for viability 1
Biological process (GO): intracellular sterol transport; sterol metabolic process; sphingolipid metabolic process
Cellular component (GO): cortical endoplasmic reticulum; Golgi apparatus
Source: RefSeq, a predicted model, not a curated record